This is a messenger RNA of Amblyraja radiata (thorny skate), 2664 nucleotides long. RefSeq names its product phosphatidylinositide phosphatase SAC2-like. Bases 1 to 2664 code for a protein of 887 amino acids. Gene Ontology annotation, molecular function: phosphatidylinositol-4-phosphate phosphatase activity. Gene Ontology annotation, cellular component: clathrin-coated endocytic vesicle; early endosome. The transcript is spliced from 19 exons. The record is from RefSeq and is a predicted model, not a curated record. Gene Ontology annotation, biological process: phosphatidylinositol dephosphorylation; regulation of endocytic recycling. Lineage: Eukaryota; Metazoa; Chordata; Chondrichthyes; Rajiformes; Rajidae.
AUGUGGGUAUUGGGGGUGGGAGCAACCGGUGCGGCCCCAGAACGCCUGGGCGCCGGGCACUGUUUGGAAUGCGCCCGCUGUGACGGGCAGACCGUGGAACAUGUUUUCAUUGGAAACCUGGCCAUUGCACAGACUCCAACGGUCGUGGGGACAGAGGGUGGCGAGGGAAGGGGGCAGCAAGCAAGGUCGCGGAUGGAGCUGUUCCAGUCACCGACUGAGUACACGGUGCGGGGCGCCGACAGCUGCCUGUCCUGCAGUCGCUCCAGCGGCAGCAUGGAGAUCAAGGCAGCCUCCGACGUGGACUUGUCCAGAGCUGUCUGUCUCGGUCUGGUGGAAGGAGUUGUUGGGAAGUUUCAGUUUCACCCAGAGUUAGAAUGUUUCCUGGUCCUCGUUCAACGUAAAGGCCUUGUGGGCACGGUUCUCGGGGAACAUGAGAUGUACAAGAUCACCAAAGUGGCCGUGAUACCGUUGACUGAUGCCGAACCUCAGGACCUGAAGCUGGAGUUUUGCAAGAUGCACAUGCAGUUUGCAGGUGAAGCGACUGUCCCCGUCACCCAGAAAAAAUCGCUGGUGGAGGCAGGUGCUAAACGGCAGAUCAGCGAUGAGGAGAAGCUGGAGAAGCGGCUGUUGGAGGAGCUGGUCAAACUGUUCACCGACUCUGACGCAUUCUACUUCAGCCGGACCUACGACAUCACGAACAGCGCCCAGCGGCAGUGGCAGCGGCAAGGCAUCAACUACGAAGACGGUUUGCCGGCAAAGGUGAAGAUCGAUGACAGAUUUUUCUGGAACAAGUACAUGAUUCGAGACUUGCUCGAAAAACAGAGCGCGAUGUCGGAUGAGUGGAUCAUCCCCAUCAUCCAGGGCUUCGUGCAGGUGAAGGAGAUCCACGUCAGCCACUCCAAGUACAAGGGCGAGAACGCCUGCGACGAAUGUGUGGUGAGCGAGGACAUGCCAAAGGCUCCGGGGGGGAAGUUCCUGUUCGUCCUUAUCUCCAGGAGAAGCAGGUACAGAGGAGGGAUGCGAUACAAACGCAGAGGCAUCGACUGCGGCGGGAACGUGGCCAAUUACGUGGAGACCGAGCAGCUGAUCUUCAGGGGGAGCGACGUCUUAUCCUUCGUCCAGAUUCGAGGGUCUAUUCCCGUGUUCUGGAGCCAGGAGGGCUAUCGGUAUAAACCCCUUCCCAAGCUCCACAAGACCGAUGCAGAGAACACACAAGCUUUUCAGAGCCACUUCAUGGAACAGUUCAAGAUUUACAAUAAAGGGGUUAUCAUCAAUCUUGUGAAACAGACGGGGCCAGAGAAGUUGAUUAGCGACGCCUACCGGAGGCAGGUUGAGAUUUUCAAUGACCCGCGUCUCAUCUAUGUGUCCUUUGAUUUCCACCAUCAAUGCCAGGGCCGGCGGUUUGAAAACGUGGAGCUCCUGACUGAAGGAAUUAGCAACAUCAUCAGCGAUCAGCAAUGGUUCAGCGCGCACAACGGCGUGGUGAUGAUGGAGCAGGAGGGAGUGCUUCGCACCAACUGCAUGGACAGCCUAGAUCGCACCAACGUCGUGCAGGCCGCCAUUUCCCGCCACAUCCUGGAGCAACAGCUGAAGAUGCUCAACCUCCUCCCCGCGCAGUGCCGCCUCUCCCACAAGAGUCUCAAAACGUUCCAGAACAUGUGGGCGAAUAACGGCGACGCCAUCAGCAGGCAGUACGCGGGCACGGCCGCCAUGAAGAGUGACUUCACUCGAACUGGAGAGAGUAAAUUUGCGGGGGCAAUGAAAGAUGGUUAUCGAUCGGCCAACAGAUAUUACCUCCACCACUUCCGACACGCGUACAGGCAGACUGUGAUCGAUCUGAUGCACGGGGCUCGAUUGACCAUAAACAUCCAGGCGCUGAUCGGAAAGCAGAAGCCCGCAAGAGCUUUGCUCGUUAAGGAACAGCAGAAACUAAAGAAGCAGGAGAUCGAAGCUUUAGUCAGCCGAUUUAGUACACUCCUGUUACCACUGACCGAGACGUUCUUGGGAGGCUGGCUGUUUGUUAGCUCUGUGGUCAUUCGAAGGGCCAGACGAGCGAUCACAGGAACAGAACUGCCGAUCAAUGCGGAGAGGAGAUCCACUAGACAUUUCAUGGAAGGCGUCUGGACCAUACUGAUCUCCUUCAUUCAGCUCCUCAUGGCCGGGGUCAAGUCCAUCGUCAAUACCAAGGAGCGAGCUAAGACAUCUCCCCGCAUCGUGACGCCCCCGCCACGCAAAGGCACCCCUCGCAUCUCGGAGCCGUGCGAGCCGGUGUUGAGGCGAACUUUCCGCGACCAGAUACUGUCCAUCUACCAGCCGAGGGACGGCCAGGCGAAGCUGCAGGUGUCCCACGCCAGGCGCGUCUCGGCCACCAGCUCCGCCAGUUCGCAGUCGCAGGAGGACGAGAACAGGCCCCCUCCGCCAGCCGUUGCCCCCGGCCAGCGCUCCUCGCCCUCGCCCUCGCCCACCCCCGGGCGCAGCGACCCCCAGCCCCGGCUGCAGCCCAACCGCCCGGGCAAGCUCGGCGUCUCGCAUCGCCAAGCUAAGAAGCGGCGGAGUUUGCAUGACGACUCCCAGGACUCUUCCAGGUGCUCAACGCCGCCUCUCCCCGGUGCUGUCUACCCGUUGGCCACGGAAGGCAACAGCAACGACAAGCCCGACAAGUGA